AGGUCCUCCACACAAAAAUUCGCCCUUGAUAGCAAGUGAACCAAUUCAUUUCGAAAAUAGAUCAAAGUUACCCAUUUCAAUUUGUUGAUAGAAAACCCAAAACCAGAACGAUGGUUUGUCUACUCCAAAAUAGAUCUCUAUCGAGCUGCUCGACAACAAGUAUCGCGCUCUAAGUAGGCACAUCCACUUUAGUAUUUUCGCCAUGUAUUUGAUAUAGCUCUUUGACGUAAAAUAUCCGCAUCGGCAUCCCUCCGUCUCCCCACACCUCCGACCCGGGGACCACUCGCUUUCGAGCGACGAAAUCGAGCGCUGACCACUGUCAACUUUUUUUAACGUCGCCGAGGUGUGGUCAACGACCUGAAUGUUGUUGACGGACAAAAGUUCCUCAGAACAUCAACACAAGGUGGACCAGAACAUCAAGGAGCAGCACAGGUCGCGACGGGCAGACUCGAUCGGAUCUUCGGGCAGCCUUAGCAGUAGCAAGAAAGCGGCGCGACGGAGCUCGCUAGGGGGACCCGUUGGUGUGGAUGAGUACAUCCGAUGCACGAUGCGGGAGGAGAUAAAGGAAGAGGUCGAGGACCAGAUGGACGAAAAGAUGGAGAGUCUCAUGUCCAGCUUCACAGCUGCCAUGAACCAAAAUAACGCCGUGGGUCGUGCGGCUUCAAGUAUAACUGGCGUAGUUGCGGCUCCUGACAACUCGGGCUCUGUUGAUCAGUUUCAACAACAUGCAAGAGGACUCGCGCUGAACAACGCAAGUAGGACCACCGCUCGUGUGCAACAACAGCUUCAUCACAAUAACUUUGUCACGCUCGAACGGUUCGAAACCGUGACGCAGGAAAUGGAAACGAAGCUGGAAAACCUGGAAAACAAACUGAUGAAGCGCACGGAGAGCGAGUUGCGCACCUUCCGGAAUGAUGCGCAGAAGCAGAAGCAGGAGAUCUUGGAGGUGAUUCGUUCGGAGCUGGUGCCGAAGCAAAAGCGCGACUUUCUCGACCAGGCUCGCAGCGAAAUGAACGAGCAGAAGAACCAAAUUCUGGAUCUAGUGCGCGAAGAGCUGCAGGACCAGAAGAAGCAGCAGAGCAACGCUUUCCGCGAGGAGAGCGCGCACCAGCGAUUGAACAUUGCUGCGAUUCGAAAUGAGAUGGCCGAUUUGAAAGCAGACCUGGCUGGGAUAAAGUCCGUUUUGUCGAAGGAAGUGGCGACCAUUUUCCAACUGAUCAGGAAGGAUCACGAGAACAAGCGGACAAGAGCCGAAGAGCAAGCAGCAAUUUUGUCUCAGGAAAAAGGCUACGUCACCCGCGACCAGCUCAGUGAUUUUUUGCGCGAGAUGACGGACCGCUGGGCCACGUCGAGCAGCAGUGAUGGCGAGCAAGAAGGGAACAAAGACUCUACUGGCCGAACCUCUAGUACCUCCUCCAAGCGGCGCAGGAAAGAGGAGGAGAGUCAUGUUUUUGCAGCCGGCGAAGUAGGGGACCAAAUAAGAGGAGUGCGUGAGGAACAUAACUUCUUGCGGCAGGACGAACGCGGGGCAACCACUUCUCUUUCCAAGCCACGUGCAGGACAACAGUCCCAGCCACCUCCCUCAUCAUCGACAGGCGCAGCUCGUGCACAAUUCCAAACCCAGCCUGAAGAUCAUCUCCCAAAAGACCCGCCUGCCUUGGGUGCGCAAGAGGUGGCGGCACAGAAACCACAUGCUGAUAAUCUCGAAGUACGCGCUGAUCAUGCUGACAGAGCAGCAGCAGACCAGCCGAAUGACAUACAGGACCAGCAGCAAGAGACGGACGUUCUGCCUACCGGGUUCGAGGAGGAAGGACUUUCUGCGGAAGAUAUUUUCGACGCGGACAUCGUCUCCGCGGAAGAUGAUCGCAUCGACGAGGCUAUCUUCGAUGAUAUUGACAUACCACCUUUCGAAGAUGCAGUUGACAAGUUACCAGCUGGAGCGGAGCAGCAGGAUGAACAAGGAGAGGCCAAAAAUCUUCCUGGCGCGGUAGUUGAAGAAAAGCGGUCACGAUCUGGAUCAGCCAGAAGGACCAGCGGGGAGAAUUUUAGGCCGAAUGCGGCUGACGUUCCAAUUCCUGCUGUGAACAAUCUGGCAAAUAAGGCUCAGGCAGAAGAGGUGUUGCAAACGAGUCAGCAGAAAAAAUCUACUGCACCAGCAGAAGCCGGGGGUGUUCUGGAUAAGAAAGCGCAGUCGCGGCCCGCAUCAUCCGCCGCGUCACAUCAACGUGGGGCGGGACGGGCAAACGUGUUGAGUUUCUACAGUCGGUACGAAGGCGCCGACUGGUCGCGACAGGACGAUGUAGAUGGCCCGCCCGGAUAUCAGAAUGAUCCUGAAGGAGCACAAGCACGGGCUGCGGGGGUGGGUGUUGGCUCAUCAUCCUCUCGUCCAAAAGCGAAUAGUAAUCAGCAGGCGCCACUCGUAGAGAAGCGCACCCGGACACCGUCUCCGAAACGCGGUGCGAAACGGACCUCCCAUGCUACUCCGGAGAAGAAGGCACCGGGUAGCGCUUCCAAAGUUAUUCCCGGGAAGGCUCUUGAAAAAAAGGACGGGAAAGCCGUUCUGAUCGGCAGCUCGGGCCGGGAGCACAGGCUGGACAUGUUUGCGGCACCGCCAGAGAAAAGACCCGGCAAGACCGACAUCACCGUGAUGCUCUCCGGGCCCAUCAAACAGGAUCCCUUUUCAAAGCCCUUACACGCAACUUUGUUCGGACAGCAUCCCCACGAAGCUGCGCCGCCCCAGAGUAAAAAUGGAAGUAGCAACAAGGCGAGGUCAACUUCGCCGAGCAGCAAGGACAAGGUGCGAGGAGGCAGAAGUCCUAGAGGAAAUGACACGUCUGCGAACCACCAGGAGAAAAAUGCGCUGCCUGUUACACCUGAACGAAAGUUCCCCCUCCCGUCUAACCUCCCAUCCUCGAAUUUCCUCUCGGGGGUAUCCCCGAGGUUGGCGGGGAGGAAGAGCGAUUCCUCGCUGGAGGGCGCAUUAGCCGAUUUAGACCAACUUGCGGAUGCAGGCACCACGCCCGGGGCUAGUAGCAAGCAGAGUUCGCCGCCCGCGACCGCGCGCACCCCGGCAGGUGUGCCGCUCCUUGACCCAAUCAGCAGGACACCGAAAAGUAUUCCAACAGAUCAUGUGGCUUCAUCUCCCAAGGUGGCGCAACCGCGGGCGAAGUCGUUCUCCUUUGUGCGCAGCGCCAGUGCGCGUCGCGCUCCGAAAUUAAUGGAGGGUCUCAACGUGCCGACCUUCGGUACAGCACACCAGAACGGCGUCCCUGUGAUGGUGCUGCAAGGCGAGAACGGGCAGAAGAGCGUGAGUGGCCGCGUUGAUGGCGACGCAGGGCGAGAGGCAAGAGAAACCACCACUAAGGGGCAGUCUAAGAUGAGGAAUAGAAGUGAUGCAGUCGAAGAUCACGAACCACAGCGAGGCCGGUCGAAGGAGCCGCGACGAGAGGAGCAACCUACGACUUCACGAUCGUGCUCUCCCCCACCCGGCCGAGCCGGCGCAGUGGCUUCCUCGCCCAAGGUAAAAGCUGUGCCCCGAGCAAGGCCAGCGAGCGCGAGCUCGGCUUCCGCCGCGCCCGCUACAACUGAACAGAGCAACAAUAAAGCGGCUACGACUUCUACUGCAGUUGUAUCUCAGCAGAAUGAUGCGGAAAUGCGCAGGAAGAAGCAGGAGAAGGAGCGUAUGCUCGCAGCGAUGCGCGCCCUCGAACAGCAGGAAGAGGAGCCGGACCAUGCGGAUCAUUCGCUGGACGAUGCAGACCAGCAUGUUGACGCCCGCCUUGAUGACGCGGACAUGCAGGUGGAUGACGACGACGACUUCGGCGCAUGGCUGAUGCAGGACAAGAAGCCGCCUGCCGCGAAGCAGGGAAGAAAACAAAGCAGCAAUCCUGCGCCGAAACGCAAGCAGAAUGCAAAAGCCAAAGCGUCGCCGAUGAAAAACAACGUCAAGAAGGACGAGAAAGGAUCUGCGGGCGGUAAUAGUAAGCCCGGGGGUGCUGGAACAAGAAGGUGA
Amoebophrya sp. A120 is the source of this 4012-nucleotide messenger RNA. NCBI's taxonomy places the organism in Eukaryota, Dinophyceae, Syndiniales, Amoebophryaceae. The record is from the annotation of a GenBank genome assembly.